Messenger RNA from Caenorhabditis angaria, 5266 nucleotides. The record is from the annotation of a GenBank genome assembly. NCBI's taxonomy places the organism in Eukaryota, Metazoa, Nematoda, Chromadorea, Rhabditida, Rhabditidae.
AUGGCUGCCGUGGAGCCGGCGAAACCCGUGGAAUUGAAAAUUCCAGAAGAUUAUACGAAAUUAUUGCGAGAAUUUAUUGAAAAACGAGGCACCGGUCUACAAAAAGUGUUUAUCAAAAAACUAUGGUCGGUUCGUGAAGAUUUGCUCGACAAUUUGAGCCCCUCGGAAACGCGAAUGAUGUUUUUCACAGUGAAUUUGGCAACAUGUCCAGAAGGAGUCAAACUACUUGCUGGUUUCAUCGAAAAAAUCGGACCUCUCACCGCUUUUCGACUCGUUCAAAAACUCAUCAUUCAAUUCAAUGCAACCAGUUCAGAUUGUCAGAAAUAUGGAGAUGUGUUUAAAACUUGCUGGAAAAUCGCGAACGCUGAAAACAAUUAUGAUUUAACCGAAGUUUUGGAGACCGAAGUGAUAUCUCAACUUUGCUAUUUCUCAAUGUACACACACGAACCAAUUGCUCAAAGAUAUCGAGACAUGUUAUAUCCAUUUGUCCAAGAAAAAAAGAUCAAUAAAAAUAUGGAUUAUAUGAUGACAUCACAAUUGAAUUCAUGUAUGUACAAAGGAUUAAAAUCAACCAAUGAUGUAGUUCGAAUCUCCUCGGCUAACGUAUUUUUCAUGUUUUAUCCAUUAGUCGAUUCAGAUUCUGAUGAGAUGAAAAGAAGUAUGAUUGAACAACACAAAAUCAUGGUUGAUUUAUUGGCUGAUAGUUGCACUGUUAUUCGCUCAGAUGCGGUUAAAAAAGUGCUGAAAAUACUCGCUGAAUAUUGGUUGAUUAUUCCAAAAGAAACUGUCAAACAAUUAAUGUCAAUUAUUGUUGAUGUUCUUUCUCGCGAUUCUGUGAUCAAUGUUCGAGUUUCGGUUUUUGAGGGAAUGAAACAACUUGUGAUUGUUCCAUCGUGUAUGAAUGCAUUUGAACAUGCGUUAAAAUGUAUAACAUUACGAGGAAUCAAUGAUAAAUCAGAUCGGGUUAGAUUAGCCGCUUUCACUCUUCUCAAUAAUCUCAAGAGUCACAGAUUCAUCAGUGUACGUUUUCCUAAAGUUUUCAAAAAUAUUUACUUCAAUGAAAUCUUUCAGAUCUUCGACAUUGUAUCACGCGAUGAAGUGAUCGCUCGACUCGACAUCGAAACUGUUGAAGCAGUUUGCAAAAAAAUCGUUCCACUAAUCCACACGCUUCUCCCGAUAUCAAAAGAUGUUGAUGAGUCUUAUUAUCGUCCUCGAAUUAAUUAUAUCAUUGGGAAGAGUCGAAUCGCCAUUUUGACUUAUUUUAGAUUGUUAUAUCCGAUGAAGAUUGUGGAUGCUGAGAUGGCCAGUGAGUUUGGAUGAGCACAGAAGUUCCAGUGUGGGAUGACGUGGCAACCAAUCUUGCGAAAUCUAGGUUUCCAAAAUGAAAACAGACGCCGAUAAAACUUGGUUUAUGAAUCUUCAGCUAAUUUUCAGUUUUCAGAGCUGAAAAUCCUGAUAUAAAGAAAAAUCUAUAGCCUAGGAUCAAUUUUUAAAUUGUCCUGAAGUUCAGAGUUCAAAUCUGAGUUUUUUUUUGAGAGAUCCAGAUCUUGCAUGGGUUAAAAGUUCUGAUUUUCACCAUUUUUCAUUUAAAAAAUUGUGAAAAAUCGCAAUUUUGCCACGUCAUAACUCAGAACCCCCUUAUAAAUCCCCAAACCCCGAUUUUUUUUCCAGCCAAAUUAAUCGAAAUGCUUCUCAUUUGGACCUACCGUUACAUUCGAAAAAAGGAUUGUCCACCACUUCCAGAAGACUGUGAUAGUUUCAACAAAGCGCGUGUCUAUCUCGAAUGCGCUCUCAUCCUCUACAUCUCCUGUCGCUCUCUUUUCCUUCUCGAUGAAAACUUUGCCGUCAAAUCGAAAAUCGACAAACAUUUCGUGAAAAUUGUCUCGGAAAUCUUCGACAAAUAUCGAACAACACCAUUAAUGGGAACUGCUACAGCUAUAAGCAGUGCAAUUCCGAAAGAUUGUUUGAAAAGUGGUUUGAUAUCGGAUUGUUUUUCAAUGUUGGAGAGUAAUGAAGUUCCCGAUGAAGCGAUUGAAGCGUUUGUUGACACCGCUUCACAUUUGAAUAUUGAUACGUUAUUUAUGAAAAUAUUAGAAGGAUUGAAUGGUUUGAAAGAUGUUAUGGAACAACAAAAUGCAACAAAGAAAGUGAAACGAUCGAAAUUCGAGGAUUCCCUCGAAAAAGUCUGCAAAUCUUUGACAUUUUUAAAGUUUAUUGUGAAAAGUCAUACAACAAUGACAAUUAUUGCGACAAGAGAAUGUUAUCGAGAUGAAUUGAAGGGUUUUAUGGAGAAAAUUGAUAAUUGUCGAGAUGUUAUUGAUUUGCGAUUGAAGAAUGGCGAAGAAUUGGCGAUUUCGGAUGAUGUUCUCGUUUUGGCACUUCAGUUACGAUUUAUUUUGCCGAUAUAUGUGGCGGCGAGUUUGGUGAGAUUUUGAGUUCUGAAUGGUUUUUUCAACCGACUUAGCCCAAUAUUUUCAAUAAAAUAUAUGUUUUCUAAGGGUUUUUCGACUCGCUUUGUCUAAAAUUGAAGCACUCAGCUCUUAAUUUGAGUUAUGACGUGGCAAAGUUUGAAAAUUUGAGAUUUUAGGAGCUAUCAGAUUAACAUGAACGCUAGUUUUCAGCUCCUCAAACCCCGAUUUUUCGAAAUGUUCAAACUUUGCCACGUCAUAACUCAUAUUAGGAAUUGAGUUCUGCAGUUUUUGAUUGCAGAUUUUUCAUUUUACAGUAGAAAAAUACUCAUUGCGCGGCUUGAACGUGUGUGUCUGAAAAUCCUAAAAAAUUUGACACUUAAAAAAACAAUUCAAAAAACUUUUGGAUUUUUCUGAGCAUUUUUCACUUCUAAAGAAAUUGAUUUUUCAAAAGUUUUCAAGUAUUGCUCAUUUUAAACCAGAAAAAUGUAUUUUUAAAAGAAUUUUUCCAAGCAUUGCUCAUACUAAAUUCCAAUUUCAUGUCCUUCAGAGAGAUUUUGUGAUUUUUAAACCUCAAAUUUCCCUAACUCUCACAUGAAUUCUCCCGAAAAAAAAACAUAUUUCAAUUUUCAAAUCAAAUUUAUCUACAUUUCAACUCAAAACCCGGCUUUCAGACCGAUGACGAUGAAGAAUCCCAAAUCGAACAAAAUCGUCUAAUCGGCCUAAUUCAAUCGCUGCUCUCCUGGUUUCAUUCAAAUGUCUCAACUCAAAUGAAACAUUUCGGCGAACAACAAUACGAAAUUCUUGUCAAAAUAACGAAAGCGGUGUUCGAUUGUGUUGCAGUUUGUUUGACAGCUUGGAAUUUCCGGCAAAAAACCGAGGAGGAAAAUGAGGAGAAUACGACAAAUGUGCCAGAAAUGGUGGCAAGAACUGUUUUAUCGUUUUGUAAUAGUUCGUCACCUAUUGAUUUGUUUGGUCCGAUGAUUAAAACUGCCGCGAUUUUAUGUGAUGAUGAUGUAGGUUUUCAUUUAUUUUUGAAAAAAAUCUGAAAUUUCAAUUGUUUUUUUAGUACGCUGAUUGUCAUGAAGUUAUGGUAAAAGUAUUGAAUUUCGCUCCAAAAUGGCUCAAAAAAUAUUGCGAAGACCUGGAAGAUGACGAGAAAAUCGAAGACGAAAAAGAGAUUUGUGAAUCGCUGAAAUUGUUGUAUCGAAAAGUGUCGGAAACCGAAGAUUGGACGGCAAAUGAGAGUGAUAAAUUUGUUGAGAUGAUCACACUUUUGGCUGUGAUAUUUUUGGUUGAUGAGGCGGACGAAGUGGAAUUUGCGGACCCGAGAAAUGCUGAUUAUGUGCCACCGAAAUGGGUUAAUUUGGUGGUGGCCAAGUUUUUGGCCAAAGAGAAGGUUUUGUUGAGGUGAGGGUUUUUUUUUAUUUUUGAUAAGCCGAAAAGGGCUAACAAGGGAACCUUUUUUACUCAACACUUCAAACCUUGAUGAAAUUUGGUCCAUGGACAGCUUUUGGGGCCAUAAGAACACCCUAAAAUUUUUAGUCUCCCAAUGGACCUCUGAGCCAAGUUCUGGGCUCUCGAAAACUCAAAAAAGGCCUAAAAAUGGUCAUAAAAGUCAUCAUAGCUCCAUUUCAAAAUUUUUUUUGCAAGAAAUAAAGUUUCAGAUAUUGAUCAGCAAAUAUUUUUUCGAAAAAUUUUGAAGUUUUUUAUUUUUCGGCUGAAAAUUCAUGCAAAUUCAUAUGUGCCCCUGCUCAUUCUUUUUUUCAAAAUCAGAAAUUUUUCUGAAAAUUCGAUUUAUUGAUGGUUUUUGGGUAAAACGACCACGCUGAUCAUCAUCUGCUACUCAGUUUUUCAUAAAAUUGAUCGAGAAUUGAGUUAUGACGUGUUUUAUGAGCCAAUUUUGGCAAAUUUCGAACUUUUGAGAGCCCAGAACUUGGCUCAGAGGUCCAUUGGGAGACUAAAAUUUUUAGGGUGUUCUUAUGACCCCAAAAUCUAUCUAUGGACCAAAUUUCAUCAUGAUUUGAAGUGUUGAGUAAAAAAGGUUCCCUUGUAAGCCUAAGGUUUUGGAUAAGCCUAAGCCUAGGCUUUGGGCCAAGCCUAAAUUCUUGGUUAAGCCUAAGGUUUUGGUUGAGCCUAAGCCGAAGCUUCGUGCUAAGCCUAAAAAUUCUUCGUUAGGCCUGAUUUCUUGGUUAAGCCUAAGCCCAAGUAUCCGGAUAGGCCUAAAUUCUUGGUCAAACCUAAGGUUUUGGUUAAGCCUAAGCUCAAGUAUCCGGCUAGGCCUAAAUUCUUGGUCACGCCUAAGGUUUAGGUCAAGCCUAAGGUUUUGGUUAAGCCUAAGCUCAAGUAUCCGGCUAGGCCUAAAUUCUCGGUUAAGCCCAAGCCUUAGUUUAGGCCUAAGCCUAACCUAACUAGUUCAUUCGAAAAAUUUGGUGAAACUGUCAAAUUUUUUAACUUUUUCUCGCUUUCUGCAACCCUAACAUCUUUGAAAAAAAAAUUGUGAAAAUUACGUUUCAAAAUGUUUUGAAAUUUUUUGUGCAGAAAUCUAAAAUAUUACAAUGAAAACCAAUUUCUCCAGAAUCUUCCUCGACUACAUUCCAAAAUUCCUCGAACUCCCGAAAUUCAUUGGAAAUGACAUCGAACCGAACAUCUGCCUCGUUCGACUUUGUGCUCUCAUCCAACUUUUGCGCAUCAUCGCCACCUCCUCUUCCAGCAAAGAAUUCGAGUCGCAAAUUUUGGCGGCAAUUUUGAAGUGUCACGAAAAAGUGGAGGAAAUUAUGAAAAGAACUGGAGAAAAUGAAGUGGAAAAUUAUAUCACUAAUAGUAUUCUCGUCUUAUUGGAUCUCGAAAAAAUUUGA